This is a messenger RNA of Syngnathus typhle (broad-nosed pipefish), 1483 nucleotides long. RefSeq names its product fibrinogen gamma chain (gene fgg). The record is from RefSeq and is a predicted model, not a curated record. Gene Ontology annotation, biological process: protein polymerization; platelet activation; blood coagulation. Gene Ontology annotation, cellular component: fibrinogen complex. Gene Ontology annotation, molecular function: signaling receptor binding. NCBI's taxonomy places the organism in Eukaryota, Metazoa, Chordata, Actinopteri, Syngnathiformes, Syngnathidae. The transcript has 9 exons. Bases 93 to 1400 code for a protein of 435 amino acids.
CCCGCAGAGGACCUUGUCCCCGAUAAAUACACGGUGGCAGUGAGUGGAAGAGCUUCACACUGAGCGAGAAGGACCAAGAGCCGGACCCCAAAAUGGCUUCAUCACUGGUGGCCCACGCUGGGCUGAUGCUGCUUUUCUCCAUGGCGUCCGCCCAAAUCCGAGGAGACAACAUUGGCGUCAGAAACGACAACAGCAUGACGUGCCACCCCAACGACGGCUUUGGCAAGUACUGUCCCACCACGUGCGGCGUGGCCGACUACAUGCAAAAAUACACGUCCAGUGCCCACGACAAGCUGGACGCUCUGCAAAAUGAUCUGGAGAGCAUCACCAACCUGACGCAGGGAGCACAACAAGAGGUCAUUUACAUGAAAGACAGCAUUCAAACGGUCCAGAAGAGCAUCAACCCUGACGUCUACUUCCAAAGGUCGUCCAAUAUGCUGGAUGACGUAGUUCGCUUUGAUAGGAUCAUCAUUGAACAAGAGCAGCAAAUAAACGAACUGGAUGAUGCGGUCACCGCCAACGAGAGGCGAAUGGCGGACUUGAAGAUGCUCUCCACCCAGCUGCAGAAGACGUGCAGCGAGCCCUGCAUGGACAGCGUUGAGAUUCAGCCCAUCACAGGAACAGAUUGCCAGGAGAUCGCCAACAAAGGUGCCACCAUCAGCGGUAUUUACUACGUCAAGCCGGCCCAAGCCACCCAACAGUUCCUGGUCUACUGCGAGAUUGACAGCUUUGGGCGCGGCUUCACCGUCAUCCAGAGGAGGCGGGAUGGUAGCGUGAACUUCCACAAGGACUGGAUCCAGUACAAGGAGGGCUUCGGCCACCUCUCCCCCGACGACAGCACCGAGUUCUGGCUCGGCAACGAGAAGAUCCACCUGCUGUCCGUCAGCAGCAGCAUCCCAAUGGUGCUCAGGAUAGAGCUGGUCGAUUGGGACGGCAACAAAAAGCACGCCGACUACGCCAUGUUCCGGGUGGGGCCGGAGAUCGACAUGUACCGCCUGACCUACGGCUACUACUUUGGCGGCGACGCGGGUGACGCCUUCAACGGCUUUGACUUUGGCGACGAUCCCAGUGACAUGACCUACACGUCGCACAACGGCAUGCAAUUCAGCACCUUCGACAAGGACAACGACAAGUACGAAGGCAACUGCGCCCAGCAGGACGGCUCGGGUUGGUGGAUGAACCGCUGCCACGCCGCCCAUUUGAACGGAAAAUACUACCAGGGUGGGCGCUACACCGAAAAGGACGCCGGCGACUACGGCUAUGACAACGGCAUCAUCUGGGUGACGUGGCACAACCGCUGGUACUCGUUGAAGGAGACCACCAUGAAGAUCAUCCCCGUAACACGCAUCGCGGCAGGUGGCGGACAGCAGGCGGGUGUGAAGCAGUUUGGAGUGGUUUAAAAACAAACUUUAUUAAGGAACCUUAUUGUCGUUGUUCGUUAUUGUUUGAAGCUCUGAAUAAAGUUUUGUUUUUGCCAAGCGUA